Messenger RNA from Betta splendens (Siamese fighting fish), 2629 nucleotides. Its product is annotated as complement factor H-like. The transcript has 9 exons. The record is from RefSeq and is a predicted model, not a curated record. Bases 913 to 1965 code for a protein of 350 amino acids. Lineage: Eukaryota; Metazoa; Chordata; Actinopteri; Anabantiformes; Osphronemidae.
AGUCGUCAGUAUUUAGUCACCAGCACUCACACCAGUCCUCUGCCAGAUCGUGUGUUUUCGUACCUCGUUCCAGCGUUAUCUUGAUUGUUAUUCCCGUUUUUGAAGCCGUAGUUGGAUCACCCCUGUCUGUUCCGUUGCCUGCCUGCCUGCCUGCCUGCCUGCCUGCCUGCCUGCCUGCCUGCCUGCCUGCCUCUGUGACUUCGCCAUUGCCUGCUCCUCUUGUGCUGUGGCCAAUCUGCCUUUGUGUACCGACCUCCGUCUGUAUCCUGACUCUGAGCUUGUAUUGAAACCCUUAUACAGUACUUACCUGUCUGCCUCCUGUGCUGUGCAUGUGGGUCCGCCAUCUCCAUGGCCGCCGCCGUGACACUGUUGUGUUCAGUGGUUUUUAUUAUCACUUAAAUUAUCAGCCCAAAGAUACAUAUUUAUUUAUUUAUUUAUUUGGUUUUCAAAUACAUUUUAAAGAAAGAGAGAGAGAGUGAGAGAGAGAGAGAGAGAGAGAGAGAAAUAGAUAAUAGGGUUUAUUUUACUACACUGUUACAACAGGAAAACUUCAGUAUGGGAUUUAGGUUUUUAUGUUUUGUUUAGUUUUUUUGUUCAUUUGCCGAUAAAUAUAAAUAACCAUUUAGCUGUAUGUGUAAUUCAUGUGUUAGAAAAUCUUUGAUUUAUCACCUUUGUAACGAUUUUCUGUCCAGUUUGUUGUGUAAGUCGGCCCCAGAGCUUCGUGCCUGUGUUUCAGUCUCUGUUUGUUGUUCUUUCCUGUGUUUGUGCCUCUAUUGAUUUUGGCUGCAGAUCAUUCACACUAUGCCUGAAUGUGGCUCCACUAACAUUGGAGGGGGAAGAAGCUUCAAUCGUCGCCUCAUUCUGCUCUGAGCUCGUCGUUUAACUCAACUUGUUGCAGGAUCUUCCUAAAACAUGUGCAUCAGACACCUUGGAUUUGUUCUUCUGUUUUGGUUUCCUGCAGAACUUCACGGACAGAGUGAGACUCGGUCCUGCGCUGCUCCUGUACUGGUCCACGGUCUGUUUACACCAAAGCAGGACAUUUAUCCUCAUGGAGCAAAGCUGACCUACACCUGUAACAAUGGACAUAAACCAGCAGAUCAGGGCUGGUGGGUUAUGAGCACGUGUAACAAUGGGCUGUGGUCUCCUCCACCACAGUGUAUCGAUGAAAGUAGUUGUGUUCAACCAGACGACGUCCCCAAUACAAUAUACAGUCCAAGCCCAACUGGAUGGUACGAGAAUGGAACGAAGAUACGAGUAAAAUGUAACAAAGGCUAUGAAACCAAAAACAAUCUAUUAACAGGCACUUGUAAAGAUGGAGCCUGGAGAUCAAUGCCUGUCUGUGAGAAAAGUGCAGACUCAUGCAGUGAACCUCCUCAACUCCCUCACGCUGUAAUAAUCAACCAGACACAUCAGGAGGUGUUUGCUGUAGAUUCAGAAGUGAUGUAUCAGUGUGAGGAUGGCUACACCACAGAGCAGGGAGAAUCCAUGAAGUCUGUCACUUGCAUAUCUGGAAACUGGACUGAAGGUCCAACCUGCAGAUCUUCCAGCAGUUCUGGUUCUUCAGUGAGCACGGUCCCAACGGUACCAAUCUCUAACUGUGGAAGACACCCCAUUGUUCAAAAUGCUGUUGUUGUACAAAGUGAUCUGAUGUCUCUGAAAUAUCGCUGCUAUACGUUCUACUCGUUGGAGGGUCCAGAGAUUGUGAAGUGUUACAGUAAUGGCAUGUGGUCAGAUAAACCCACCUGCAAAGUUGCUUAUUGUGUUUUAAACACUAAGGGACAUGAUGUGUUAAAGGACGUUGGACGGAAAUAUAUUAAAAAUGGUGAAACAGUUGAAAUGGAGUGUCAGAAACUGAAGUUUUACUGGGUGACAACACACAAAGCUGAGGUCCAGUGCAAUGAUGGAGAAAUUCAGUUAGGCAGCUGUUGUAGCUCAACUGACGCAGUGUUUACUAACUGUGAAUAAGCUGCAUCACACAGUGACCAGUGACCAUGAAGCAGCCUGGAAGCCACACGCUGGGGUUUAAUCAAUCAUUUCUUGUUUUUUCUUCAUCACUUAAGCCUUUCUACUACAUGUUGUAGAAACAUGUGAGUCUGUGUUAAAAGCUGUGGAAACCAUUGCAUGCGUAACCAUAUUUGUACUUGUGGAGCUAUACUGUUCUUACAUUUAUCAUUUAUGGCGUUAAAAUUACGCACAAAUUGUGGCUAAAUUUACAAGUAAAAUAAUGUGACCUUAAUUUGCCUCCACUCUCUUAUUGGCUAAUGAACAAGGAAGUUGUCGCAGUCCUUUGACGUGGCACAGCAGAUCCUGAAAGCUCCACAAGCAGCAACAAGCUAGUCCUUUUACUGAUGACUUAUUAAUUAUAUUUAAUGAUCAGACAGACAUGAUGGCUCAUAUUCAUGUGUAUGAAGUGUGACGUUACUCUCGUGAUUUGCGGAGGUGAUGCAGUUGAACGUUAAACCGGUGUUUCUAUCAGACGUCAGUGUAGCAUGUUAGCUGACAGGCUAUUAGCAAUGCUAUGCUAUGUUAUGGUGCAGCUGGAGUUAAGGUGGGUAUGUUCUAGUAAUGCUACCGUUGUGACUCUGUGUGAUUGUUUAUCAGACCACAAUAAACACGUGUGCUUUAACAA